AGUUAAUAUAACUCACUCAUUGGACGGCAGUUUCACAGUAGGGAAGCGACUCCCUGGAAAUUACAUUUGACACACCUGUCGUCAAUUGCUUACAGCUGAGCCGGAGUAGUAACACAAGACCGAGUAGGAUACUUCUCUCACAAUAUUGGAGGACAGCUAAAGGAGCUCCGGGAGACAUGGAGUUCAGGGAUCUAACGACCAGGGUCGGACUGUGGUAUGGGAACUUCAUGAAUAAUGCAGACCCCAGGACAGAAGACUGGUUUCUCAUGUCAUCGCCGCUCCCCCAGACCGUAGUAAUCGUGGCGUACAUCUACUUUGUGACGCGGCUGGGGCCCAGGCUCAUGGAGAAACGCAAGGCCUUCCACCUCAAAGAAGUUCUCAUCAUCUACAACUUCAGCGUCGUUGCCUUGUCCCUCUACAUGUGCUAUGAGUAUGUGAUGUCGGGCUGGGGGACGGGCUACACGUUCCACUGUGACCUAGUGGAUUACUCGGACUCGCCGCAGGCAGUGAGGAUGGCAGGGACGUGUUGGCUCUACUACUUCUCAAAGUUCAUAGAGAUGUUGGAUACGAUCUUUUUUGUUCUGAGGAAGAAGAACAGCCAGAUUACGUUCCUCCAUGUCUACCAUCACUCCAUAAUGCCCUUUACCUGGUGGUUUGGUGUCCGCUUCGCUGCAGGUGGCCAGGGGACGUUCCAUGCCCUGUUGAACUGUGUGGUCCAUGUCAUCAUGUACUCUUACUACGGCCUGUCUGCCCUGGGCCCCGCCUACCAGAAGUACCUCUGGUGGAAGAAGUAUCUCACCACCAUUCAGCUGAUCCAGUUUGUGAUCAUAACCACCCACAUCUGGCAGUAUUUCUUCAUGAAGGACUGUCCCUACCAGUUCCCCAUCUUCAUCUACAUAAUAGGCCUCUACGGCCUGGUCUUUCUCCUCCUCUUCCUCAACUUCUGGUACCACGCCUACACCAAGGGCAAGAGGCUGCCCAAGGUCCUUCAAGCCAAAACUUGGGCCCACCCCUACAAUAAAACUAAUGGCCAAUACAAUAGUGAAAUGACCAACGGGAAUGGUUUCCAUCACGACAAGAAUGAGUGACAGGGUGUCCAGCAAAUCAGGCUAAGGAUUGGGGGUUGAAUGCAUUUGAAUAUCAGCCUAUUCAGCAACUGAAAUUAGACAUGGAAUUCCAAUAUAAAAGUCAGCGCACCUUUGAAUUCAAAGAGAAUUGACACCAACCCUCUGGACCUUCUGAUCUCUUCUGUUCUCUCUGCCAAGGCAAUCUCUUCUGUUCUCUCUGCCAAGGCAAUCUCUUCUGUUCUCUCUGCCAAGGCAAUCUCUUCUGUUCUCUCUGCUAAGGCGCAAUCUCUUCUGUUCUCUCUGCCAAGGCGCAAUCUCUUCUGUUCUCUCUGCCAAGGCGCAAUCUCUUCUGUUCUCUCUGCCAAGGCGCAAUCUCUUCUGUUCUCUCUGCCAAGGCGCAAUCUCUUCUGUUCUCUCUGCCAAGGC
Messenger RNA from Oncorhynchus nerka (sockeye salmon), 1493 nucleotides. RefSeq names its product very long chain fatty acid elongase 7-like. The coding region runs from base 177 to 1088 and encodes 303 amino acids. Gene Ontology annotation, molecular function: fatty acid elongase activity. Gene Ontology annotation, cellular component: endoplasmic reticulum; endoplasmic reticulum membrane. Gene Ontology annotation, biological process: fatty acid elongation, polyunsaturated fatty acid; sphingolipid biosynthetic process; fatty acid elongation, monounsaturated fatty acid. The transcript is spliced from 8 exons. The record is from RefSeq and is a predicted model, not a curated record. NCBI's taxonomy places the organism in Eukaryota, Metazoa, Chordata, Actinopteri, Salmoniformes, Salmonidae.